AUGUCGCCAGGGCCUAGUAGCCCGUGGAGGCGCGCGGGUGGUAGCGGUGGCAGUAGCGGCGGCUCUCGUUUGCAGAACAUUCUUCUCGUUAUAAUCCUCUUCCUGUGUUCCAACUUCGCCGGUCACUAUUACCCGUUCCUCUGGUCCCCCGCCGCGCGCGCUUCCGCCGUCCAAUCCCUGCUCGCCACGCGGCAGCACCUGCCGGAUAUCCGGACGGGGCGAGGGGAGCGGGGGGGCGUGGGGGACGAGAGGAACAGCGGCGGAAGCAUGAUUCUGAGCGAGGAAGGCCGGAGGAGCAUCAUGGCGCUAGCAGCGGCGGACGGGCUGCGGGAAGGGGAGAUCAGCGCGCAGCGGUUGGGCGGGGGGUUGGGCGGAACGAACGGCGCGGGGGGAGGGGUUCCGCGGCGGCCGUGGCAGUCGCGGUUCGUGCAGGACGUGCGGAUAGACGUGGGCGGCGAGGCGAUGUGUGCUGACAUUGUGCCGGAUGAGUUUAGAGAAUCCACAGACCGCAUGCCUCCAGUCACCUCCCUGCUCGACCUGCUCCGCCCCAACGAGCGCUUUCUCGCCUUCCUCCCGCGCCACGGCCUUGGGAACUCCCUGCGCGGGUUCGUCUCUGCGUUCGUCUACGCCAGCCUGGCGGGGCGGCGGCUGGUGCGCCUGCACGCGGGGGAGCACGCGCGGGUGUAUGACCUGCUCUGUCAGGCGUAUGGGUGUAGCUCUGAUGCGGUUGGGCAGCCGGGAGGGGUGGAUCGCGGUGGGGAGGAGGAUGGGAGUGGUGGGGAUGGUGGGGAUGGGGAGGGCGAGGAUGGGGAAGUGGGAGGUGGGGGAGAGAGGAGUGUGGGAGGAGGAGGGGGGGGGGAUGGAAGGGAUGGGGGAGAGGCAGGGGCAAGAGAGGGAGGAGGAGGAGUCUGGGAGGGGAGGGGGGCGCGGAGGGGGUUGAAGGGGGAUGGGGGGGCGGAAGGAGCGGUGGAGGUAGUGAAGAGUGCGAGUGAGGGGCGCAGUGGCACGGGGGUUGAAUUGUUGCGGAAAUUUGCCAUGCUGCGACCCAUCUACUUCCUGGAGAGAUACCAGAACGUUCAAACCAUAGCAGCGUCACUGCAGUCAGACUACCCGGUGCUCGCCACGCGCAGCGGCACCCUCUUUGACCUCUUCUGGCACCGCAGCGAUCGCCUGCGCUCCUGCGUCUUUGCCGCCUUCCACUGCUCGUCCGUGUGGCGGCAUCCUCAGCACCCUCCGUUCCAUGCGAGACGACCUCCCCGGCAGCAGUAG
Messenger RNA from Closterium sp. NIES-65, 1269 nucleotides. The record is from the annotation of a GenBank genome assembly. NCBI's taxonomy places the organism in Eukaryota, Viridiplantae, Streptophyta, Zygnematophyceae, Desmidiales, Closteriaceae.